Nasonia vitripennis (jewel wasp) is the source of this 1994-nucleotide messenger RNA. RefSeq names its product beta-1,3-galactosyltransferase 5. NCBI's taxonomy places the organism in Eukaryota, Metazoa, Arthropoda, Insecta, Hymenoptera, Pteromalidae. Gene Ontology annotation, molecular function: hexosyltransferase activity. Gene Ontology annotation, cellular component: membrane. The coding region runs from base 527 to 1735 and encodes 402 amino acids. The record is from RefSeq and is a predicted model, not a curated record. The transcript has a single exon.
CUGCGCGGCGGUGAACGCCGUGUCCACUCUUGAGUAUACUGCGAGUCUGCAGCUGCUCUACAGUUUCGGACUCGCCGUUUUUUUCUUCUUUACGUUUUUUCGGGAUUGACCGCUGGAGAAGGAAAGAUACCCGAUACAAACCCUUUUUUAUCCGUUUUGUGUGCUGUGUAUAGGAUAUCAAGUUCGAGAGAGGGAAGAGAGGGAGCUGGGACUCCGGAGAACCGAGAAAGAGAGAGAGAGAGAGAGAGAGAGAGAGAGAGACGUUGACUUUUACAAAAGACAGCUGGCGCUUGAGACUGCUGCGCUACAGUGUUUUCCUUGGUAAACGGCCUUUAAUUAUAUAUCUCUUGGCUUUUUGUUGCUCCUUUUGCCGCCGUACCUUUGAUUAACGCAACGAGCUCGUACACGAUCUAUUAUAUAUAUAUAAAUAACAUCUAAUCCUGUGCUGUGUGUAAUAACAUGAAAAUAAGAAACGCUCCAAAAAACGAACUUAGUGUAGGUGUCGUCGAGUCGAUUGAUUCUUAUUAUGGCGAUCAAGUGCAUGCUGUGCGUCUUACUUCUGCUGACGUGUUUUGUGCUGUUGUUGCUGAUAAUUUUCACGAAUUUAAGCGACGGCGAUGAGAGCGACUCGCGAUCUUUCGCCGAGAGAAUUAAAAAUCGCGAGAACGAAAGACUGACGUUCAGUGCCAAUCCCAUGAAGAUACUUAAUCUCCAAACGUUUCAAUACCUCAUCGAUACCAAGUGCAAUUACUCGACCGAAGAUUACGAGGACCUGGAGGACGAGGGUAGAAAGAUCAAAGCUGUCUGGAUAAUCACUUCCUACGCCGGUGACGUUUCCAAGAGAAGUGCCUUGAGACAUGCCUACACGAACGAAGAAUUAAGAAGACUCGGAGUGCGGAGGAUAUUUCUGCUUGGUACGCUGGAUGAGAAAGCUCAGGUGAAGACGGGUGUCACUCAGCCUGCCAUUGAGAAUGAAGCGCAGAGAUUUAAAGAUAUUAUUCAAGGCAAUUUUGUAGAGGCUUACAAAAAUUUGACGUACAAGCACUUGAUGGGUCUCCAGUGGGCUGUGGACAAGUGCAGCGGCAGUUAUUCAUAUAUCAUGAAGAUGGACGAUGAUAUUAUUGUCAAUUUGUACGAGGUACUGUCGCUGAUACACAAUAGGACUAGUUCGAAUACUAAGCCAGAUUUUCUGAUGGGCUACGUUUUGGAUCACAUGACACCGAUUAGGAACCAAGCCAACAAGUGGUUUGUGACUAAAGAAGAGUUUUCAGAAAAUGUCUAUCCUUCUUUCCUCUCUGGCUGGUUUUACGUGACCGAUAUGCUGACAGCGUUAAAGCUGGUUUAUCAAAGCAGACAGCAUUCCAAGUAUUUCUGGAUAGAUGAUUUAUUUGUUACCGGUAUCCUAAGAGAAGAGGCCAAAAUCUAUAACAUAGAAAACGUCAAAGAAUAUUUUACUUCAGAUUAUAGAUUUUUGAAAUGUUGCCUGGAAGAUAAGAAAAAUUAUUUAAAGUAUAAGUGUGACUUUCUCGUUGGUCCGGAUGGAGGGGACCCAAAUCUAUUGUCAAUUUUCAAAAAGUAUAGCGAAGACUGUUACUAUAGUUAUAACUGUGUAGACCGACCAAAAGAGCAGCUCCUAAAGGAUACUUGCAUUUUAGAUUAUAAAAAUUUUGAGCAUUCUGAACUUGGCAUUGGCAAUGCUCAAGUGGAAAAUCUACUUUCAAGUGCAAUGUCUUAGAAAAAUGUUAUCAAGUAUUACUAGAUAUAAGAAAUGAGAUAAUAUAUUUAUACACGUUUUUUGUACUUUUUGUACUUUAUUGAAAAAAUAUGUUAUAAUAAUAAAAUUACAUGACCGCAAGUAUUUUCUGUCAUAGCUUAAUUUGUAUAUACAGCAAGGUAAACAAAGAGAUAAAAUUAUAUUUUCAAGUUAUAAUUUAUCUCUUUUUCAACAGGAAACUAGCCCCAAGACAUAAAUGGUCACUUCCCACAACCGAGUU